AAUGGACAGCUAUUGCUAUAAAUCAUUUGGAAGCGCUGAGCCUGAAGCCAAGUCCUGGAUUGAUGCCGAGGCAGACUGUACAGAUCAGAGUGGGCAUUUAGCUGCUGUGUACGGCCAGAACGUUCUGUCCUUACUAGAAGCGUUAAUGUUUCAGUUGAGAAGAAAUAAUGCCUGGAUUGGUCUGAACAAAGCGUCGACACCAGACUACACUUGGUCUGACGGCCAUUCAUAUGAAUUCUCACAUUGGAAGCCUGGAUCACCUGAUAAUAAUGAAAACAACAAGUGUGUGAUGAUGAUUAACAAUGAGGUGUCACCAGGACAGUGGAUAAAUGUUCCAUGUGGUAGUGAUGCGGGAGCUUCAAGACCACCAAAAGAGGGCUACUUCUGCCAGAAACCCACAGAUCCACAGCUUCCGUCUCUUCCAUCAGGGGACAAAUGCAAUCAAGAAGGUUACUUCAGGUAUCGCAAUACAUGCUACAGGGUUUUCGGUUCCAUCACGCAGCAAAAGAGCUUUGUCGAUGCGCAGAAACGAUGCACCCAGGACCAAGGAACACUUGUGGCCAUCCGUGACGGAUUCUCGGAUGCAUUCAUGGAGACGCUCCUUUAUUAUUAUAAAAUCUCAGAUGCGUGGAUUGGACUCAAGAGAGAUAACCUCGGUACUUUCACUAAGUGGCUCACUGGUGAAGAUGUCAACUACAAGAACUGGGCUGUGGAUCGACCCACCGAAAUCGCAGGAGCGGAUUGUGUGCGUAUAAGUAACGGCCAGCGAUGGGAUAAUCUUGCGUGUGAGGCUAAACAUAACUUCAUCUGCCAGACGGGUGGAAGUGAGGCUGGUGGCUGUGCCAUGGGAUGGUUCAAUAUGAAGAAUAUGUGCUACAGAGGGUUUGGCUUCUCUCCACCCACUGCCAAAACAUGGAACGAAGCCGAGAAGGAUUGUAUCUCAAAUGGAGGAAACCUAGCCUCAGUAACCACUCAGUACGUUCUAUCCUUACUAGAAGCAUUGAUGAUUGACUCUAGACGUAUGAAUGCCUGGAUUGGCCUGAACAAAAAGACAUCAAACAGUUAUGAGUGGACUGAUGGAGCUACCUUUGAGUUUGCCCAUUGGAAACCUGGAUCACCUAAUACGAACACUGCAAGUAAAUGCGUCAUGAUAUUGAAUAGCGAGGUGGCACCUGGUUUGUGGAGCAACUUCCCAUGUGGUGAUGGUCAACGUGAUCCAAGACAGGGAUAUUUCUGUCAGAAACGAGCAGACCCGAAUCUCCCUCAGGAACCAUCCGGCAAAUCAUGCUUUAGGGACGGCUAUUUCAGCUAUAACGAUAAUUGCUACAAGGUGUUUGACAAGCAGUCCCAGCAGAUGAACUUUACUAGCGCCCAGAGUCAGUGCCAAGCCGACGACGCAACUCUUGCUGUCAUUACUGAGGGAUUCAGCGAGGCUUUUGCAGAGACACUCUUGUACUACUACGGCAUACAGGAUGCAUGGAUUGGACUCCAAAAAACUGACAAUCAGCAAGCUUUCUCUUGGGUAAACGGUGAGCCUCUCAAUUAUAAGAACUGGGCUCCCAACGAACCCAGUCAAAACCCUGGUGAAGGGUGUGUACGAAUCAGCGAUGCCAAGAGCUGGGACAAUGUUGACUGUAACGCAAAGCAUAACUUCAUUUGCCAGUCGGGCAGAGACCUGGCUGGUGGUUGUGAAAAGGGCUGGUACAACAUGAUGAACAAAUGCUAUGCAGCAUUUGGAAGCACUGAACCCACAUCUAAGACAUGGAUUGGUGCCGACCAAGACUGCAAGUCAAAGGGUGGUCAAUUGGCUACAGUCGACGCCCAGUAUGUUCUAUCGUUGCUUGAAGCUAUGAUGUUUGAGAUGAGGCAUUCUAAUGCAUGGAUUGGUCUGAACAGGCGAUCAUCUGGAAACUAUCAAUGGGUCGAUGGAACACCUUAUCGAUUUGCACACUGGCAGAAAGGAUUCCCACAAGAUAUCGCUGAUAAAAAGUGUGUGAUGAUUGUGAACAAUGAGAUAACACCAGGCUACUGGGUGAAUGUGGCUUGUGGAGAGAAUCCUCGUGAACCAAGAGGGGGAUACUUCUGCCAGAAACCCGCUGAUCCUUCACUUGACCACAACCCGACCCCUGACCUUUGCGAGAAGCCAGGUUACUUCAGGUACAGGGGGCUUUGCUACAAGGCGUUCCCCAGUACGAGCAUGUUGAUGUCGUUUAAUGAUGCCCAGUCACAGUGUGCCAAGGAUGGUGCUAACCUGGCCACAGUCCACGAUGGCUUCAUACAAGCUUACAUGGAGACACUUAUGUUUUACUUUGGUCUCCAGGAUGUUUGGAUUGGAUACCAGCUGAAAAAGGGUGCAAGUAACUUCACUUGGAUCGAUGGUGGAGAAAACUACUAUCAGAACUGGGGUAGGAAUGAACCGAGCUCCAACAAGGGGGAUGGGUGUGUCCGUAUCAGUGAGGCUCAUACAUGGGACAGCACAGACUGUAACACAAAGCAUAACUUCAUCUGUGUCAUUGGUGGGAAACCAACGCCUGGAAAACAAACUGGUUUAGGUGGUGGUGCCAUAGCUGCAAUAAUCUUAUCCAUUCUGGUAGCGACAGUCUUCAUCAUGGGGGUUGCAUACUUCCUCGUCAAGAAUAGACAAAGCAAAGCACCUACAGAUGCAGAACCUAAACUAGGUUUUGAUAAUGUGCUGUACACACCCUCGGCUGAUGAUGCUCAAGUGGAAUCCAAGGGUGCCAGUGAUGCAUAGUACAACAACAAUCCUCCAUCUUGGUCAGGUUCCUCGUAUCGAAUAACAAUAAUGAAUGCCAAUAAUCAUUUUGCUAACAGGAACCAGACUAUUUUGUUCUUCCAGACUCGAUUUGGUAACAUUGAUAUCAAUGGGAAAAAUUCAAGAUGGCUGUAACAUGAUAAAACUUAUUGAUCAUCAAUCCAAUGCAAUCGCUGCCAUGGCUGCGCCGAUAUUGCUGGGUAGCCGUCAGUGCAAUGUUUUGUACAUGAAGACAUGGAAAAAUCGUCAUCUUUUCAAAUUUUUGUGCGAAUAAUGUGUCUUUCUCACUGAUGUACACAAAUUCUGAGAGGACAGCAUGAAAUAUCGAUGUGUAGAAGACUGACCAUGAAUAUUUACUCUACAGAAACUAUACAGAAAUUGAACCCCAAGUAUGACGCAGACAAUAGGUGAGUUUAAGCGUGAAAGAUGCACUGCUUUGUCUAUUUUAAAAUGUGUUAAAUCUGCAAAUGUUUUUGACAGAAUGUCGGUUUUCACUUUCUGUUUAGUUUCAAAUAAUUAAAAAUUAAAAAUGUUCAUGCUGAUUAGUCUGGGAAAGUGUGUGAGUCAUUGAGAAAGACACUUAAUUCAUAUAAAAGUUAAACAGAAAAUGGGUUUUUUAUGUGUACAAAACCUUGGGCUGCCAGCACCCAAGCAAUGGCGGCGCAGUGGCAGCAAGCAGCACUGGAUUGGUCUAUAUAUCUAGGAAACCCCUUUAAUCAUAUCCAAAGGAACUUAUCAACAAAUGGAAGUUAAACAUUAGUUCAUUUUCCUUCGAGGGAUACCAAUCAGACAUGGUUGUGUUCAAAGUAUCGUCAUGUGCCCGGAAAGAUGUUAUGAAAAACAAUUCAAGUUUUACUGGACAAAUUUGUUUUGGAAACCAGGCUAAUGCAAUGUGUAUAACAUAACAUUUUGGGCUGAGAGUACGUUUCUGCUUAAAAUAAUAACAAUAACUAUUCAAUAACAAUGAUGUUUCAUAUUCCCUUGCUUGAAAAUUGAUUGCAUUAAAUGCGUUGAUUUGGGUUUUUAAUACAUUCACUAUGGUUAGUACUAGAUGAACCAGCAUUAUGUCCUUGCUUUUAUAUGUAAGGUUCUUAACAUCAUAAAUUAUUAAUAUUCUAAGAAUGUUUUGUUCUGAUGAUUUAUUUUUUAUAGAUGAAUAACAUUGAACAUGAUUUGUUUUGCAUAUAAGUAUGCAUCUUUGUGGUGCAACCUAUAUUAUCGCAUUUCUAUUAUUGAACACUCAAUGGUCAAAUGUGUACAGUUGCUGGAAAUCUCAUGUUUAUAUAACAUUUUUGUUUCUUAUUUUGGGGCAAAGAGAACUUACUUUGAUGUCUCCAAAUAGUGACAUGUAGGCUGAAGAAAAAGUAGAUUUAGUUGUAGCUUCAUUUUAACACAAAUUUUGCGCCGAACAUAGGUUUCAGUGACUCCCAUAUUCUAAAGAGUAAUGUAGUUUUAGUCUCGAGUAUGCCUUUAUUUUAUACCUAAAUUUCAUAAUAAGGUAUGUGAGGAGGUGUGGCCUGAUGUUUUGUUUGGCUAUAGGGACACUGAAGAUUUGUCUUUUGAAAAAAAAAUGAUGAAAACCAAAGCAAUGGCAGCCAUUUUGAAAAAAAUUGAAAAUUGCUUGUUAUUCUACAUUUAGUUUUUCCGUGCUUGUAUCAUCAUUCAAAGGCACAACUCCACCUCAAUAGUUUCCACCCAUUUGCCCAACUGUCUUGAAAAGACCCUUAAAAUUAAUUCCUCCAUUUUUGAGUGUCUAUUAUCUAGCUUUUACUUAGUGAAAUGUUUUAGGGUCAAAUCACCACACCGCUUGAAACACUACACUGAGAUUUAGGGUCUGGUUUUCAUUUUAGACAAGAAUUCAUUUAUUAGCAAAUUGUCCAGUAGUAUUUCAUGGUUUGGCCACUAGCAUGUUGACAAAAAGAGGCUAAACACAUCUGCUUUUAUUAAGAUAUAGAUCAUGUUUGUUAAUCUGGUUCAAAUUGCAGCUGAUAUCAAAAAUAAUUAACCGACAGAAAGACGAAAAAAAGUCUCUCUUCAUUAGUAAUCAUUCCAUUACAAAUAUUAAACAAUGCAAUAAAAAACGAAUAUAAGCGUUAAUAAACACAGAUUAAA
Molecule: messenger RNA, 4885 nt
Organism: Asterias rubens (European starfish)
Lineage: Eukaryota; Metazoa; Echinodermata; Asteroidea; Forcipulatida; Asteriidae
Product: macrophage mannose receptor 1-like
Exons: 17
Coding region: 2-2752 (916 amino acids)
Source: RefSeq, a predicted model, not a curated record